CAGCUGGAGAUGGAGGGAAAAAGCGUCGCUGUGAUUAAAACUCGAGGCUGAAGGAGAAGCUGAGAAGCUGAGGGAGGAGAAGAGUGACAGCUACUGACUGACCUUCACACACACACUCCUGCUUCACUGCUGCUGCUGCUUUAAUACCAGAACAGUUUGUUUGAAGUGUUGACGAGAGACAAGUCAAGAGUGAAGAUGGGCCGAAAGAAGAUACAGAUCUCCCGUAUUCUUGACCAGCGAAAUCGCCAGGUGACGUUCACUAAGCGUAAGUUUGGUCUGAUGAAGAAAGCGUACGAGCUGAGUGUGCUGUGUGACUGUGAGAUCGCCCUCAUCAUCUUCAACAGCACCAAUCGCCUCUUCCAGUACGCCAGCACCGACAUGGACAAAGUGCUGCUCAAAUACACCGAGUACAGCGAGCCCCACGAGAGCCGCACCAACACUGACAUACUGGAGACGUUGCGUAGGAAAGGUCUGGGUCUGGAGGGAGCUGAGCUGGAUCAUGAGGAGAGCAUGCAGACCGGAGCUGAGAAGUACCUGAUGAACGAAGGGAUGGACCUCUCCAUUACUAGACAGCGUUACUACGGUCCGUCUCUACUUCCCUCUGAGGCUCAGCUGCUAAUGGGCAUGGGCUGUGAGAACGGCUUCCAGAGCCCGUCUAAUUCCGGCCUGCCACCCAACCGACCCCCGUCCUACAAACCCCUCGCCUCCAGACCCGGCUCCACCGGCCCUGCUGGCACGGCCGGCCCCAACUCACACCCUGCACUCAUGGGUUCACAUGCAGGCAUUGGCUACUCGAUGUUCUCCCACGGCAACCUGAGCAAAGCCCUGGAGAUGAAGUCCCCGCCUCCACUGAGCUUGGCCGGCGAUGGGCGGCGUCUUGACGCCCAGCACGGGAUGGGGGGAGCCAGAUCUGCCAAUCUGACCAAUGCUGUGAGAGAUUCUACAAAAAGAGCACUCUACCAGAGUAUGCAUCCUGGAGGCCACAUGAUGACCAUGGGGAAAGCUGGGUUAUUGGGACACAGCCUAGGGAGUUAUGGGAACCCAGAAUACUGCCACCCUGGAUACACGAUGGGUUUUCAGCGCAGCUCAGUGAACACCUGGCAACCUCACACACACCAGGAACCGCAGCAAUCAGGGAUGUCAUCAGGUGCGGGCUGCUCUUAUCCCUCCCAGAGUUCCUCCCCCUCCUCCCCACCUCACUCCUCCCUUAACCUGAGCAUCAAAUCAGAGAGGCCCUCUCCUGAGCACAUCCGCUCCCCGGCCACGCCCCCUAAUCAUCAGAUACCACAGCACUCACCAAUGGGGGAGCGGGAUGCCCCUCGGGAACCGUACCCGGCAGUGGGUAGAGAGGACUUUCAGAAAGGAGGCUACCCGGACCAGCCCAGCACGACCCGCGGCUCUGCGGAGGAGAGGAGGCUGGACAUGAACGAUGCGUGGCAGAGAUAACUGAGUGACAGCCCUGAAUCCGCCCCUGCUCACAGUAGCUCACGCAAAGUGGACCAGAAAUUUAGCUCCAUUCAUUCAUAGCAGCUCUUAUAGAUAUGAUGCUUCAGCCAAACAGCUAAUUUACACACAACCACACACAAUCAGAUUAGCUUAUAAUGUGCACUGAUUUACACUGAAGCUAUGAGGCUAAUGUAGCUAAUUAAUGAAUAUGAUUAAUGUGAACCUGUUAGCUAGCAUUGUGCACACUGUAUACCAGCCUUAAACUGUAUUAAAUUAUGUUAAAUAAUAAAUAGUCUUAAAUAUACUUACUCAUGUAGCUUCUGCAACUGAACACAAACUGUAUUCAGCUGUGUGGCAGUGGAAAUGUUUUCUCUGGAACUAUGGGGCUCCAUCCAGUUCCUUUGGGAUGAGUUUGAGAGUAGAGAAUGUGGGGUAGAUUGGUGAAUAUUCUUGACCUCACUAACACACUUAAUACGCUAAAUGCAGAUAGAUCCUCACAGCAAUGAUCCAAAAUCAAGUAGACAACGUUCUCUCGAUAGUGGACAGAUUUCCCAACAAAAUCAGUAUAAACUUUUUAAAUACCCUUGAGUUCAAAAGAAAUCAUAAAAAUAAAAAUAAAUUGUGCAUAUAGUGUAGCUUAAAUCCAGACGUAUCAUGUACAGUACUUUGAAUCAUGCUUAUACAGUAAAUAGCACUAUCAGAAGCUACAUAAGCAAGCUUAAUAAGAUCUCAGUCAGGUCAUAAAAGGCAAUUUGGCUACGUGAUGAUGGAGCUUUCUUAAUGAGGUUAGCAUUUGUUAGUUACUUAAGCCUCAUGCAUCAUGUGUAAAACAAAUUUUUUGGUUACAGUCACAUGAAAACACGGUUAGGGGUGCACUGAAAUAUUUGUUUGGUUUAAGGCUGAUACAGAACAGAAUAAAACAUUUAGCAAAAGGCAAAAAAAAAUAUUGCAUGAAUUAUAUAGCUUAAAUAUGUAUUUUUUGUCUUUCAUUUUCAAACAAAACUACAAUUAAAUUAAAAUAAUGUAUUGAAUUCUAAACAUUGUUAAAAUCCUAGCAGAUUGUGAUGUAAUGUCAUCAGAAAUUUUAUUGUUUGGUAUAAAUUCUAAUUAUGCAGUUAUUCAUUCUUUUCAAUUAAUCAGUGCAUCCCUAAACACAGCAUCACAGUACACAGUGUCUCCCGGGUGAUUUAGGCCACAUAAUAAUGGCUUGCUUGAAUACUGAAUGCAUGUAAAAUAACAUAACAGUGUUUCCCUUUUCUGAAAGGAAAGGUUUUUCUUCUUCAGAUUUGCGCUUCUUUUUCACUGCUUUUCACAUCAGCCAUUACAUUAAAACCACCUGCCUAAAAGGACCUCUGAAUGAGUGCUGUGGUGUCUGGCUCCAAAUAUUAGCAUUAGUAGUAGAUCCUUUAGCAAGGCAUGUAAGUUGUGAGGCCUGCAUAAGCAUUAUCAGAACACCCCACCAGACAUGCCUGAUUGAUGUUUUGGAGAUUAUUUUUUCCAGUUAAAUAGACAUAGAGUUCCACGUUCUCCCAAUUUCUGAGGAGGGUUUCAUUAGAGGACAACAGUUUCCUCCCACAGUCCAAAAACAUGGGAUGAGAUGAGGUGAAUUUGAUACUCUAAAUUGCCCAGAAAACUGCAUACUCUACAAAAUUGCCACAGUGUUGUGAGUGUAUGUAGGUGUAAGUGUGUGUGAAUGUGUGUAUGACUGUAAACCCAGAUUUGGAUUGGCAUUCUGUACUGAGUAAACUCCUCAGUUCCUGAUGCAGUCCUACAGUUUUCGGUUAAGAGUAUGCUGUGUGUGAUUGGCUGCCGCUUCUCAUUGAUGUGGGUUGAUUGGUUCAGUGUAAAUGAUUGUGUGUAGAAUGUAAUUGUACUGUCUUUUGGUGCCUAGGAAGGCAAAAACAAGUUUCCCGUGGGCCCUUAAAAAGUCUUAAAAUCUUGAUAAUUAAAGUCUUAAAUUGUCUUAAAUUUACUGUAAAUUUGCUGUAGGUAUAACAUUUUUAGAUGGUGCAUUUAAUGCCAAUGGGAAAUCACAUAUUUACAUUAGCGGCGAGUUACUGGAGAGAGAAGGUUAGCGAAGAGCUAGAUAACCUUAGAGGCAAGCUAGCUAACGUUACUGAGGAGAGGACUAAGGUUAGCGUAGAGGUAGCUAACAUUAGCAGAGAGCUAGCUAACGUUAACUAGAGAGAACUAAGGUUAGCGUAGAGGUAGCUAACAUUAGCAGAGGGCUAGCUAACGUUACUGGGGAGAGAACUAAGGUUAGCGUAGAGCUAGAUAACAUUAAAGGCAAGCUAGCUAACGUUACUGAGGAGAGAAUUAAAGUUAGCGGAGUUAACAUCAGCGGCGAGCUAGCUAACGUUACUGAGGAGAGAACUAAGGUUAGCUAAGUGCUAGAUAACAUUAGAGGCAAGCUAGCUAACAUUAAUGGGGAGAGAACUAAGGUCUGCAGAGUUUACGUUAGCGACGAACUAGCUAACAUACUAACGUUAUUGUGGAGAAAACUGAGGUUAGCAGAAAACUAGCUAACAUUAGCGGUGAGCUAGCUAACAUGCUAACAUGUUCUGCAUCACAAUGGAACAAAAUGGAAAAAGAAAAUUGAUAUCAAAUGGGAAACGUAAAGUUUUAAUUUUCAAAACAAAUAAUUAUUUUCUACUAUCUUCUAUUUUCAACUACAUUUUUGGCCUUAGAUUAUAUUUAUUGAGGUCUAAUUUAUCUUAAAAAGGUCUAAAAAUACUUAAAUUUGACUUUUAAAAUGGAGCAAGAACCCUAAAAAAAGCCACUUUAUAAGUAAAAUUAUAAGUAAGUAAUUAGACAUCAAUUUCAGUUUCUUUCUUGUGAAGAGUCUCAGGAAACCUUUAUAGGUUUGUUUAUUAAUAUUAGCUGUUUACUUUCACUUGCCUAAUAUAUAUGGUGACCGGUGCAGUUGGAGCCAGAUCAAUCAUCAAUAUUAUUAUUAUUAUUUUUUUUUUUCAUGGCAGUGGUUUUAAUGUUGUGGCUGAUUAGUAUAUAUUCCUUUAGCUGUAUUCAAUGCUGUUAGCAUUUCCUAACAAUGCAUGUUAGCAUUUCCUGACUGGGUCUUUAAAUACAUCUAAAAGCCUAAAAUGCUUUAUGGUAAUCUCUCAGGGAAUUUUCUAGAAUUGACCAGCCUUUACUGCAGCUUUAAACAUACUUCCGCAAAUGCACUAUGAUACUUUUUAUUGGUUGAUGUACAAAAGGAUAUUUUUAUAUCUUAAUCUUAAUCAUUAUUUUUAUUUUGGUUUGUUUUUUUUUUUGUUUGUUUUUUUGCUGUUAAAAAAAAAAACAAUUAAAAGUAGAAAAUGUCCAAAUGUUUUUUAUAUUUUAUAUUAUUUUAUAAAUCUAGGUUUAAUCAUUAUGCAUCUAAAGACAGGCUUCAUGGGCAGUGUGGCGGUACACUGCUGUAGUCUAGUAUAAGUUUUGAUAAAGUGUGUUUUUUUUCAUAUUUGUAUGUGCUUUUUGUCAUUUUUGAAAUAUAUUUUUUACGCAUAGAUAUUAUUCAUUUGUAAAAAAAAAAUUUUGUUUUAUUUUAGCAUUCGUACUUUAUCUCUGUAUGCGGAUUUGAGUAUAUAAGAGUGCUUGUUUUGAUAGUUUGUAUCAUUUUUAAAAGCCAUUCAUUGAGUUAUUUGUUUGAGUUUUAUUCAUGCUAUUUACUGUAUUGCCCGCUAGAUGUCAGCACAGGACGCUCUAUCUUUCAGCCACAGAGCCCAUAGCCUGCUGCUGCUGCUGCUGCUGUGAGCUCUUACUGUAAAGAUUAAAGUUGUGCUGGUUUCUGUGUU
Messenger RNA from Astyanax mexicanus (Mexican tetra), 5240 nucleotides. It is a transcript of the gene mef2b, whose product is annotated as myocyte enhancer factor 2b. Gene Ontology annotation, biological process: positive regulation of transcription by RNA polymerase II. The record is from RefSeq and is a predicted model, not a curated record. Gene Ontology annotation, molecular function: DNA-binding transcription factor activity, RNA polymerase II-specific; protein dimerization activity; RNA polymerase II cis-regulatory region sequence-specific DNA binding. The coding region runs from base 196 to 1446 and encodes 416 amino acids. NCBI's taxonomy places the organism in Eukaryota, Metazoa, Chordata, Actinopteri, Characiformes, Acestrorhamphidae. The transcript is spliced from 9 exons.